GGAAGCUUUUCAUAUUCGCCGUUCAGAGUCUGCCUCCGCGCUCCUUUCUGUACGCUGGGGGCGAAGCGCCAGAUGGGUGACAACAUGAGCUCGUCAAUGCACGGAAAGUAUAUACCUUGUGCGCGUCACACAGCCUUAUAUAUAUAUAUGUAUAUAUAUAUAUAUAUAUAUAUAUAUAUAGACAGUGCCGACAUCGCUUUUCCGGACUUGCAACUUAUACGCCGAAGCGGCGCCAACGGGCGAACGUCGUAUAAACCUGCUAAGUUCUUUCCCCAUCAAGAAAAAAAAAAAAGAAAGCAGCGGAGGAAAAAUAAGCUAUUCUUCCAACUUGUUCAGCAAAGCACACAUGAACCUCUCUCUGGUACUCUCGGUGGUCGACGUGAUCAACGUUGGUGAGACUGCUGCUUCCCCUGACAGCCUCGGUGCCGUAUUAAGCCGGUGAUCAAACCCAGCGCUGUGUGGAUCUAGCCACAUUCGAGCAGGACAGGCAACCGACAACGAGCAACGAUGGCGGAAUGGUGGUUCUUCACGAAAGAACGACGUCCGCUAGUCGACCUGCUGUGCAUGCUGUACGGCCUGAGUUCGUGGCUCGCCAUCACGGGUCUGUGGAUGGAGCUGCCACUCCUCGUACACGCUCUGCCGGAGGGAUGGGCGCUGUCCGCCUCUCUCAGCCUUGCCAUCCAGCUCGGUAACGUCGGACCGCUUUUAUACGGAGUCAGUCGGUUCGUCUGGCCGCGCAUCUGGACGGGUCCGCGAGGCCUCAGCGUGGCCAACCACGUGCAGCUCUGCAUCGGGCUAGCCGCCUGCGUAGCGCUGGUCUGUGCCUGGAAGGUGACCGCCUCAAUACUGGGCCGAGAGACCAGCUUGGUGCUCCUUGUCGCUGCGUUCGCGCUUUCCAUCUUGGAUUGUACCUCAUCCGUGGUGUACUUACCCUUUGUGGGCCGCUUCCGGGAGGUGUACAUGACCUCGUACUUGGUGGGCGAGGGGCUGGGAGGCGUCGUACCCAGCUUGGUGGCAUUGGCUCAGGGACUGGAUGAACCGGAAUGUGUCAACGAAACCAGGUCGUCCGUGAAUAAAGUUGCAGUGAACUCUUCUGAGGUAGAAGAUCGUGUGGUUGCGGUGCUCCGGGUGGGGGCCACCAACUUCGACCCGGAGGUUUUCUUUGGUGUGCUGCUGCUGUUGGUGGUGCUCAGUUAUGCGGCCUUUGUUCUACUCGAUAACUGCAAAUCGUUCCAAACGGAAUGGCAGGAAGACUUUGUGCGUGAUGUGACGCGCCGCCGUCAGCUAUAUCCUGCAGCUCCGGAAGCCGUUCCACUGGAUGCUGUGCCUGUUGCUGAAGAAAAGAAGGAGGUGCUGUGCAAGCGAUACGCAGAAGCGCCGCUUACCCAGGGCGACGGCGAAGUAUCCUUCAAGCGCAGCAACUCGAAGCAGGGCUACUACAUCACGCUGUUAGCGAUACAGACAUGGGCCAGUCUGCUCACGUUUGGGUUCCUGCCCGCAAUACAGUCGUACUCGUGCCUUCCGUACGGACCCCGCGCCCUGCACCUCUCCGUGAGCCUGUGCGGCGUCGCCUACCCCGUCGCCUGCGCGCUCGCCAUGUUUGUGGCACUGCGACGGACGCGCCACUUGUGUGCUCAGACGCUGCUGGGCACGCUGGGCGCCGCCUACAUCACGCUGACCGCGGCCACCAGCCCCAACUCGCCGCUUGUGGACACCGACGCUGGAGCAUUCUUAGUGGCACCCCUGCAAGCCGUGGAAAAUGUUCAGCCACUAUCCCUGAGUCUCCCGAAAGGACCGUGGACUAAACAGAUGAAAGGCCUGUACAGAAGUUUUGCGGAGAGCUCCAUAUUGCAACACGAGAGGGUUCUAUCUGCUUCCAAACAUUGUGUUGCCGGCUAUAGAAUGUUCAAAGCUGAGAAGGUUCACGAUGCACUGCUCUGCGAAGCUGGUGGGCAGGUGUGCCUCAAAUCCACUGUCGAGGCAUCAUUUUCUGUGUCUAAACGCUACAAGGUAGCUGCAGCAAUUACAUCUGAUGGGCUCGUGAGGAAAGGCUGUUGCGACUGCCGUGCAGGAGCACCAGGAGUGUGCAAACAUGUGGCAGCUCUAUUAUGGUUUCUUCUGGACAUGAAGCGCUCUGGACAAGUUUAUAUUCAGGACACUGCUUCGUGCACUGGAAAGCCAAGAGCCUGGGCGACUGGGACGAAGCGUGGGAACACGCGCACGUUAAGGUUUUCUGAUUUGAACUUUGUGAAGCAUGUGCCCAACAAGGCAAAACAAAGAAAGCGUGCAAAAGAAAAUGCACGUGUUCAGUUAACUGAAGGAGACAUGCAAGGACUGCAUAAAACACUGUGCGAGGAAGACAUGCAUCAUAUGCUGCGUGACACCUUGCGGGACAACUCUUUUCUUCCAGUGCCCCUGCCAGUCAUCCAGCAGGAUGCGGUGCCACCGAAGCUAAUGCUUAGGCUCCCCGCCAAGGUGCUGUGGAGCGAGAAUGUACCAACAAGCUACAAUUUUGAAGACUGCUCUCUCACACUCCAAGAAGCAUGGGCGCUUGAAGAAAGCACAAGAGACCAGGGCAGCUCUGCUACAUGGUCCUUUGAGAGAGCAAAGCGCCUGACUGCGUCCCACUUUGGCGACAUUGUUAGCCGCCAGAAGCCAGCAGAUGAAAAGUUUUUGAAGCGAGUUUUUGGAUCAAGCACCUUGCAAACCAACUAUAUGAGGUACGGCUUGCUUAAUGAGGAGAGUGCUGUGCGGCGGUAUGUUGAGAACGGUGCGUCGAUUGAAGUGUACCAUUGCGGCCUGUGCGUCGACCCUGGUGUAGCAGUACUCGGUGCCACACCAGACAGAGUAGUGAAAGAUGGUGAUAGCUUUGGCCUUCUGGAAGUGAAGACUCUUUCAGCUGCUAGAGACCGAGAACUUCUCAGCAAUGCCAUUCAAACUGCAUCAUACCUGAAAGAUGGCUUGCUUCGUACCUCGCACAAGUACUAUUAUCAGGUACAAGGACCAAUGGCACUGACGGGACUUUCCUGGUGCGACUUUUUGGUUGACAAUGGCAUUGAGUGUACAGUCCAGAGGAUUCAAUUUGACAGUUUGCUCUGGACCAACAAAAUUAUGCCCCGACUCCUGCAGUUUUACAGACACUAUAAGCAGUGCCAAGUUCUUUCAGAUUGAAAUUUACACAAAUUGCGCGCAGUCAGGUCUUUGUUUUCAUUAACCUCCUCGUUCCCACAAUUUGUACUUCUCGGCCUGUUCGAACACAUGGGAAGAAAAUAGUUAACAGGCGAGUUUAACAGUCCCAAAGUGGGAAUGUUAGCAAUCAUGGACAGCGUAGUGGAGAGCUCCAUAUUAAUUCAGACAAACUAUGGUUUCUUUAACACGCGCUCAUAUCGCACAGCAGACUUUUUAACACAUGGAAGUCACACUGCUUCCCUAAUGCACGUGCAAAAUGACUGUUUGCUAUGGCGCUGAGCAGUUUUUGUUAAAAGGCCUCUAGAUCUCAAUCCUUCUGAUUAAACAAUGUAAACAGCCAAGAGGCAGUAUUUUUGCAGUUGGAAUAAGACAAACAAGAGUUGUGUGUGCAUUUUGUUUUUAAUUUUUCCACAGAGGUAAUACAGUAGUGUUUACACUUCUAAAUGUAUCAUUCAUUUGCAAAGUCUGCUUUUGGCAAUUUUUUUAUUGCAUUGUUCUCCACUUGUACCUUAUUGUUUUUAUUGUAUGUUUUUUCAGUGCAGUACAGAAGUGCGUUGUGUAACAAUGUACAAAACUAAGUGACGGACAAAAAGUGCAAUUUCUUUUUGCUAAUCAUUACAGAACUGUGAUAAGCUUACAACUUUCAUCAAAUUAUGUGCUCAAUGUAGUUAUGUUCAGUGCUCAGAUUCCCUAUUCAUUUGCAAUACAUAGUGUAAACAAUUAUUUCAUUGCAAUGUUCUUCACUUCUACCCGCAUAUGCUCCAUUUUAAAUAUUUUCUGCAUGUUGUUUCAUUACAGCACAAAAGCACUUCCACAAUAAAAGUGGGCAGAUUGAGAUGGUUGUGGGGCAGUUUGGUUAUUUAGUCAUUUUAGAGCUGUAAAAGGAGUGCAACUUUAGAAAACAUCAGCAGUAUUCAUGCAAUACGUCAGGCAUACUAAGUGUUCGCAUUCCUUACUCUUUCCAAUGUUGUGUUGAGAAGUAAAGCUUGUUUUUGACGAAUACUGCA
This is a messenger RNA of Dermacentor albipictus, 4196 nucleotides long. Lineage: Eukaryota; Metazoa; Arthropoda; Arachnida; Ixodida; Ixodidae. The record is from RefSeq and is a predicted model, not a curated record.